This is a messenger RNA of Pteropus alecto (black flying fox), 1329 nucleotides long. It is a transcript of the gene CYSLTR2, whose product is annotated as cysteinyl leukotriene receptor 2. Gene Ontology annotation, cellular component: plasma membrane. Gene Ontology annotation, molecular function: leukotriene receptor activity. Gene Ontology annotation, biological process: G protein-coupled receptor signaling pathway. The transcript has a single exon. Bases 1 to 1026 code for a protein of 341 amino acids. The record is from RefSeq and is a predicted model, not a curated record. NCBI's taxonomy places the organism in Eukaryota, Metazoa, Chordata, Mammalia, Chiroptera, Pteropodidae.
AUGGAGAGAAAAUUUAUGUCCUUGCCUUCGUCUAUCUCCACAUCAGAAAUAGAACCCAAUGGCACCUUCAGCAAUAACAACAGCUAUAAGAAUUGCACAAAUGAAAACUUCAAGAGGGAUUUUUAUCCUAUUGUGUAUCUGAUAAUAUUUGUCUGGGGAGCCUUGGGAAAUGGUUUUUCCAUAUAUAUUUUUCUGCAGCCUCAUAAGAAGUCCACGUCUGUGAAUGUUUUCAUGCUAAACUUGGCCAUUUCAGAUCUCUUGUUUACAACUACACUACCCUUCAGGGCUGACUAUUACAUCAGAGGCUCCAACUGGAUAUUUGGGGACUUGGCCUGCAGGAUUAUGUCUUAUUCCAUGUAUGUCAACAUGUACAGCAGCAUUUAUUUCCUGACUGUGCUGAGCAUUAUGCGCUUCCUAGCAACUGUUCAUCCCUUUCGGUUCCUCCAUGUCACCAGCAUCAGAAGUGCUUGGGUUCUGUGUGUGAUCAUAUGGAUCUUUAUCAUGGCUUCCUCAACAAUGCUUCUGAACAGUGGCUCUGAGCAGAAGGGUAAUGUCACAUUAUGCUUGGAGCUGAAUUUAAAUAAAAUUAUUAAACUGAAGACCAUGAACUAUAUCUCCUUGGUGGUGGGCUUCCUGCUGCCAUUCUGCACACUCAACAUCUGUUACCUGCUGAUCAUUCGAGCCUUGUUAAAGAUGGAAGUCCCAGAGUCAAGGCUGCGAGUUUCUCACAGGAAGGCACUGACCACCAUCGCCAUUGCCUUGAUCAUCUUCCUUCUGUGUUUCCUGCCCUAUCACAUACUGAGAACCUUCCACCUGGCUGUGUGGGAAGUGAAUACAUGCAGAGAAAGGCUGCAUAAGGCCGUGAUCAUCACACUGGCCUUGGCGGCAGCAAAUACCUGCUUCAACCCUUUGCUUUAUUACUUCGUUGGGGAGAAUUUUAAGGAGAGACUAAGGUCUGCAUUCAGAAAAGGCCAUCCACAGAAGACAAAGUACAGCUUUCUUGGUUGUGUGUGGUUAAAAAAAUGAAACAAGAAUGGAAGGGGUCAUUAGGUAAGGCCUGUGCUUGUCUUCUCGUGUCCACCUUUAUUCACACAUAGUCUCCAAAUGAGCAUAUAUUUACACCAUUUCCAACAAGGUUGAUUCCCAACAUUUACUUGAUACGAUUUGGGUUCAGACUAAUGUCACUGCAGUUUUCAGUCCUACAUGUUAAUCCAUUAGGAUGGGAGCCAGAAUAGAGGAGAUGGCUCUAAGGGUUUGGUUGGCCCUCAAGAGAGAGUGGUGUGGAAGACAAGUUGCAGAGGUUGUUAUACCCCUGAAAUUCUAUUAACA